Messenger RNA from Eruca vesicaria subsp. sativa (arugula), 942 nucleotides. NCBI's taxonomy places the organism in Eukaryota, Viridiplantae, Streptophyta, Magnoliopsida, Brassicales, Brassicaceae. The record is from the annotation of a GenBank genome assembly.
AUGGGUGACCACAUUAGGAAUCCAUUUGCAAGUGCAAGUGGAAGUGGAGGAGCAGGGGGCAGUUCAAGUGCGAGCUCCAACUCUAGUUUUAGUAGCAGCGUGGCUGAUACAGAGGAUGAUCACACCAUUGCACGUAUAUUAGCUGAAGAUGAGAGCUUAAGAAGAGAGGGCAUGCUUGGGAGGAGACUCUCUCAUUUAGAUUCUAUCCCCCAUACUCCUCGGAUUAACAGGCUAAUACCCGAUAUAAAUGAUGCAACAUUAGACCAUGAGCUCCUCUCUGGGAGGUUGGCCACAUAUGGUUUAGCUGAACUACAGAUGGAGGGGGAUGGAAAUUGCCAGUUCCGAGCUCUAGCAGACCAACUUUUCCGCAAUCCAGAUUACCAUAAGCAUGUAAGGAAGCAUAUCGUAAAGCACGUACUGUCUGAGAAGCAUAGUGCAACUCUGUUACUUGUUCACAAAAUUAGAGUCAAUGCCUUUCGGGAUGCAUGUUUAGUUCUAUGUAUAGCCAGUGCCUUCAGGAUUGAAUCUUUGGUUGUAUAUUUUGUCAGUGCCUCCAAGGAUGAAUGGUUAAGUCACACUUGCGGCGCAUGUCUUGAAGUUGUUAUCAAAACACUAAUCUCAGUAGCUCUGAACUCCUCUGAACUUUUUGGCCACAUACAACUUAAUAGGAAGAUCUGCUUAGUCACAUCAUUCCGGGAACAAUCCUACAUCGAAAUACUUCCCCACAACAAGAAUCCUCUUAAAGAGGCUUGGCUUAGCUUCUGGAACGAAGUGCAUUACAAUUCGCUAUACACUAGUGGAGUUUCUUACGCUUCCAGAUGUUCCCACACGACAACACAGGAAGAAGCACUGGCUCUUCUAGGAAUGGAUUCAUAUAUAUUCGAAAGUUUAUUUGGAAUAUUCUGGAUCAUAACGAAAAUACAACUAAGUAACAGCAAAUAG